AUGUCUAUACAAUUAAGUGAAAAUUUAAACGCCACAACUGCUACCAAUUUAGUAACAAAAUUACCACAAAUGAUGCAUCACAAUACAGUGAUGCUGCAGACACAACAGCAGUCCCAUCAUCAUGAACAGCAACAGACUCAAACUCAAACUAAUUCUGCAAACUCACCCACAACAAUGAUCUCAUCGAAAACUCCAUUUUCCAUAGAACAUAUUUUAUGUCAAAAUUUAAACAAUAAUAAUAAUAACAAUCAAAAUAAUAAUAAUAACCACAGUGUUUUAAAUAAAUUAAAAUCUUCGUCUAAAAAUUCUUUAAAAUCAGCUGCAAGUGAUAGUGAUAAAUUAAAAAAUACAUCACUGCCAUCAAGUGAAUAUAAUAAUAAUAAUAACAACAACAACAAUCACAAUAAUAAUAAUUCUCAUACAAAAUCCCAUUCAAAUAAUCUUAAUAAUCGCCAUGAAUCGGAGGAAUAUCAAAGGAUUAUGCAUAGAGAAAGAACUCACAAAUCCUCCUCAGAACGCUUAACAUCUUCCGGCGCAAGUUCAACAACACCCACACAAGCAUCAUCAACCGCUUCCUCAACGUCAGCGGCAACAACAACACCGUCGUCCUCCAAUUCUUUGCUAAACAGUGUGGCGGCCCACAAUUAUGCACCCGCACAUCAUGCGCAGCCAUCGUCGGUCUUAACCUCACCCACGCAUUCACAUCCUCAUGUAACAGUACCGCCGCCACCACCGCCCAGUAACGUUUUAUAUCCCAGUGCAGCCUAUAGUGAUCAUGGAUUUUUGCAAAUGACUUUGGGUUAUUUGUCGCCCUCGUCGGGUGCCUACAAAUCGGUGGAUCCCUAUUUUUUGUCGCAAGCUGGCCUGUUUGGUGGUGGCCAUUUGUUUGCUGGCGGUUGCAUGCCAGAACUUGCCUUGGGUUUGGGCAUGGGUGUCAAUGCUUUGCGUCAUUGUCGCAGACGCAAGGCACGCACUGUAUUCAGUGACCCUCAAUUGUCGGGUUUGGAGAAACGUUUUGAGGCUCAAAGAUAUUUAUCGACACCCGAACGUGUAGAGUUGGCCACUUCGUUGGGUUUGAGUGAAACACAAGUGAAGACAUGGUUUCAAAACCGACGCAUGAAACAUAAAAAACAAUUGAGACGAAGGGAUGUCAUGAAUGAACCCGUUGAUUUUUCACGUACCGAAGGAGCUGCAACUAACAGCAAUAAUGGCGCUGUUAGCAGUAAUGGCAACAAUAAAAAUGGCUCCUCAACGUCAUUAUCCACAUCUACCACAUCCUCUUCAUCGCAUGGCAACAAUAACAACAACAACAGUAACACAGGAAGUACUCACAAUGAAGGCAAAUCCUUACACUCAAAUUCUUCCAACUCCCACCAUCCCCACUCUCACCAUUCCCAUCACCCUCAUCAUCAUCACUCCCAACAGCAGCAUCAUCAUCAACUGCAAAUCUUACGCAACAUGUCAAAUGGUCAUAAUUUAGAGGGUGGUGUGGGUUUCUUGCAUCACGAUUACUCCACCGACGAUUAUUCGGAUUUGGAUGAUGACGAUAUGGAUGAUGAGGAGGGCAGUGAUGUUGAUAUUAUGGGUGAUACAAAGUUGUAUAAUUUAACAUAAUACACGCACAAUUUCUAAGUCAGCACAGAGAUGAUUCUGAAUUGAAAUGUAAA
Calliphora vicina (urban bluebottle blowfly) is the source of this 1667-nucleotide messenger RNA. It is a transcript of the gene bsh, whose product is annotated as brain-specific homeobox. Gene Ontology annotation, molecular function: DNA binding; DNA-binding transcription factor activity, RNA polymerase II-specific. Gene Ontology annotation, biological process: regulation of DNA-templated transcription. The record is from RefSeq and is a predicted model, not a curated record. The coding region runs from base 1 to 1614 and encodes 537 amino acids. NCBI's taxonomy places the organism in Eukaryota, Metazoa, Arthropoda, Insecta, Diptera, Calliphoridae. The transcript is spliced from 4 exons.